Molecule: messenger RNA, 1772 nt
Organism: Closterium sp. NIES-67
Lineage: Eukaryota; Viridiplantae; Streptophyta; Zygnematophyceae; Desmidiales; Closteriaceae
Source: the annotation of a GenBank genome assembly
CCCUUUCCAAUACCCGCUUGGGCAUUCAACGUCGCUCGGUGUCGCCCACCUCGUCGCGAGCUCGUCGCUCUCGUAGCACAGGGAAUGUUUCCGGCCGGCCGAUCCGCCGUCUCUUCCCUGCGCAGCCUUCCCACGGGCGCUGCGAUCCUCACCUCACGUCGAGAUUCCUCAUUAGCGGUAGCCGCCGCGCACAAAAAAAAAACGAAGAAUUCGGAAAAUUCGAAUAAGUCGAAUAAUUCGAAUAAGUCAGUCCAUCCUUCGUGCCCAGCGCGGCUAACUGCGCUCACCACGCGUCCCGGUCCUGCCACGCUACGGACUCUCGUUUCAGCCAGCAGCCGCACACACGGUGGCAUAACCCUGUCAAGCAUCAGAAGCCCGACGCGACUCUCCUCUCCCUACCUGCACCGCGCUCCCCUCCCUUCGUACCCGCGCUUCUCCUUCCCCCUUCCCUUCCCCGCGCACCUCCAUCCUUCCUCGCGUCCCCUCUCCGUGCGUCGUAUGGACGCGCCACCGCCAACCACAACCGCAGCGGCAGCAGCAGCAGCGCUGGAAGCGGGGGUUGAGAGGAUAGCAGAUGGCGCAGUGACUUCCGCUGCUAUCGCCAUGACAUCAGACGGUCGCAUCCGCCUGGCGUCCUUCCAGCAGCACUGCGGGCAGACGACAGUGGGGGUGGUGCGAGAUGGUCGCAUCUGGCCGUUACACGAGUGUGUGGAGGGGCCCUCGUCGCUGCCCGCCCCCAUUCACCUGCACAGCAUGGCGUCCGUCAUUGGCAGCUGGGAGGAGAUUCGUGCGCGGCUGAGCCUUGAGAAGCUGCCCGAGGGGAAGGGGCAGCUGCUGUCAGAGAGCCACCUGCUGGCGCCUCUACCGCGGCCUGCCGGCGCUAUCAUGUGCAUUGGGAAGAACUACGAGGAACAUGUGAAGGAGGUGGACACGUGGAAGACUGCUCCCCACAUCACACAGCCCAGCAUCCCCACUCACCCCAUUGUGUUCACCAAGGCUCCCCAGUCGGCGACAGGCCCCGGCACGGCCAUCCGCAUUCCCCAUGGCCACUCACAGGCCAUUGACUAUGAGGCAGAGCUGGCAGUCAUCAUAGGACGACCAGGGCGAGGCAUCAAGCCUGAAGAUGCCAUGGACCAUGUGUUCGGCUACACCAUUCUCAACGACGUGACGGCCAGAGAUGUGCAGAAGCGCCACCAGCAGUGGUUCCUCGGAAAGAGCUGCGACACAUUCUGCCCCAUGGGCCCUUGGAUUGUGCUGGCAUCUGAGAUCAACGGCCAGGAUCUUCACAUUCGCUGCUGGAUAAACGGCGAGCUUCGGCAGAACUCCCGCACUUCACAGCUCAUCUUCCCCAUCCCAACUCUAAUCGCCACCAUCUCAGCCGGCAUCACCCUGCAGCCAGGCGACAUCAUCGCCACCGGCACCCCUGCUGGCGUGGGCUCUGGCUUUGACCCGCCAAGGCAUCUCACGGAAGGGGACUCGGUGCGCAUUCAGAUCGAGAAUGUGGGGGAGCUGAUAAACCGCGUGGAGUGACCAUUCACCAACCAGUGCAGAUUCGUUUGGAAUGUACUGCAUCUGUGCUUGCACAAACCGAAAGCUUGCGUUGCUUAGUGUCAGCAACAAGGCUGUAUCAUGUUAUGAGGGUCAAGUGCCUCAGAUUUCAGGCAAAUUUCCCUGAUUCAGGGUUUUUUCAGAGGUUUUGUCGGUACCAACCCUCAUGUGCUAGGAUCUUUUCUUCCCUUAACCUUGAUAAAUCAGAGUUUUUUUAUAACUGA